This is a messenger RNA of Acanthosepion pharaonis, 495 nucleotides long. The record is from the annotation of a GenBank genome assembly. NCBI's taxonomy places the organism in Eukaryota, Metazoa, Mollusca, Cephalopoda, Sepiida, Sepiidae.
AUGCCAAUCACAAGAAAGAAGGGCAUCACUGUCUCUAUGUUCUCAAAGUUGGUCUCUUUCCGUGGCGUCGUAGUCACGUGCUCGACGUCCUUCCCGUACAUUCAAAUCGCUUACUUAUUAUUGCAGUCAUUAGCGGCCAUAAUAAGCAUAGACGCACACUAUCUAUCUAUCUAUCUAUCUAUCUAUCUAUCUAUGAAUCGAUAUAUCACAAUCUAUCUAUCUAUCUAUCUAUCUAUCUAUCUAUCUAUCUCAGUCUGUUCAUUAUCUAUCUAUCUAUCUAUCUAUCUAUCUAUCUAUCUAUCUAUCUAUCUAUCUAUCUAUAUCAGUGGCAAUUUUAAUUUCUUAACUUUCUUCUUCUCUUCUUGUUUUGUUGCGCUGUUACUUCCACACUUUCCUUCUCCUCUUCUUUCACUAUUUCCACUCUUUUCAUUCUUUCUCCAAAAGCUCCUCAUCCUCACCUUCUCUUUUACCCGGCUCAUGGGCAUGUCACGUUGA